AUGCAAAGAUUAAGUGGAGCCCUUGUCUUCGGCGACGGCGACGUGGCCGACGACUACCUGCCGUCCGAGGACCACGUGGACGCCACCACCACCGAGGCCUACAUGGGCGAGUGGAAGAGCGACAAGCGCAACGGCUUCGGCGUCAGCGAGCGCUCGAACGGCAUGAAGUACGAGGGCGAGUGGACGAACAACAAGCGCCACGGCUACGGGUGCACGAUAUUCCCCGACGGCACCAAGGAGGAAGGGAAGUACAAAAAUAACGUUCUGGUGCGGGGCAUCAAGAAGCAGCUCAUUCCGCUCAAGAACACCAAGACGAGGCAGAAGGUCGACCGCGCCGUGGAGGGAGCCAUCCGGGCAGCUGCCAUCGCCAGGACUAAAGUGGAAAUAGCCACCUCAAGGACGUCCCAUGCCAGGGCCAAGGCAGAGACUGCUGACCAGUCUGCACUGCAGGCCAGCCAGGACUCGGACAUCGCCCGGGCAGUGGCUCGCGAGCUCUCCCCCAACUUCCAUCAGCCAGGCCCCGACUACAUCAAACAGAGGUUUAAUGAGCCAGUGGAGAUUAAGGAGGCCCCAGAGGAGAAGAAGGAGAAGUCCCCGUCGGGAAGCCCCCACUUCUACCGCAAAGGAACGACCCCCACCCACACCCCAACUCACAGCCCGGGGCCCACGCCUCCCCCCUCCCCGCCGCCCCCCACCAAAAAGAAGUCCUUUUUCAGUCGAAAACAAGACAAUAAGACGCCGGAGGCCGUCGUCACGGGCAUCACGAAGGCCGCCUCCAAGAUAUCAGUAAAGCAGGAAACAGCGCCGGAGGUGGCGGCGCCGCAGCCAGCCAAGCCUGCCAAGUUAGCGCUGCCGGUCGCCAACGCCCACAGUAGUCCCGGCAACGGCGAGCUGCACACGGAGUACCACGGCUACAAGGUCAAGGCCGAAGUGAUGAUCCCACCGGACCCCCCGGAGAUGGAGAUGGAGCUGGAUAUGGUGGAGCCCCCCACACCACCCCCCGUGAGGCAAUACAGAGCACCCACCCCCAAGCCCACGGCCCUCAGAGAGAGCAAGUCGGAGCCAAAACUCAAGAAGCAGGAGUCGUUGAAGCCAAAGAGCCUAUCCGAAACCAAGAAAGCCAGCCUGGAGAUUGCCACCGACAGUGUCGAGCAAGACUCGGGCCCUAAUUCAGUUCUGGUUAUCCUUGUGAUGCUUAUAAAUGUUGGUUUAGCUAUUAUUUUCGUCCAUUUCCUAACCUGACAGAAGAUCAAACAGAGGGUUGUACUGACUGCCGCAGUGUGUGGAAAAAGAUGGGGAUCACCCGAGGAGUUUCCUAGAGGGAGAAAUGGCAACAAGAAUGUUUUUUUCUUCUUUUAUUGUUUUUCAAAUGAACUCUUUUUUCAAGGUGAAGGCUUUUAUUUUUAAUGUGGGAAUUUUGUGGGUGCAAGACCCUUUUGUGGCUAUGUACAUGGCUAUUUUUUUAAGCGUACCCCACUGGCCUUCUCCAAAGGAAUAUAGUUAUUGAAAGGUAAAAUCCCCUUUUUGGUAAUAUUUAUGUGCCAAUAAACAAACGUAUGUCAUGUUUCUAGUCAUUUUUACACACAAUAAAUGAACUUGUUUGGGUAUUUUUCUAAAAAGAAGGAACUCUGAUUGUAUGCCAUAAGAAAAGUUGUUAGAAAAUGUAAUGCAUAUUAUACUUUUUACAGUCAAAUUAAUGUGUGCUGAUGCAGUCAAAACUUGUGAUUGUACUGUUUCAAUAAUUGACAAAACAAUGAGAAUGUGUUGAUAACUUUUUUGAUACACACGACCCCUCAAGCCUUGAUUAAUACUCUUGUGUCUGUAUUUUUCGGAAUAUUGUUUUCUGUUAAAUUAUGAUUAAAAAUGUGAUUUUAUGACAUGAA
Sardina pilchardus (European sardine) is the source of this 1883-nucleotide messenger RNA. RefSeq names its product junctophilin-1-like. Bases 1 to 1242 code for a protein of 413 amino acids. NCBI's taxonomy places the organism in Eukaryota, Metazoa, Chordata, Actinopteri, Clupeiformes, Clupeidae. The transcript has 6 exons. The record is from RefSeq and is a predicted model, not a curated record. Gene Ontology annotation, cellular component: plasma membrane; sarcoplasmic reticulum; endoplasmic reticulum membrane.